AUGCGCUGCGGCGUGCAAGGCACGGUGGACUACUGGGAGGCAUCUGUCACCCUGCCAGACCGGCUCACGAAGUCUGAGGACUUGCAGAGCAUCGCCAGGGUCUUGUAUGGCGCCGACACAGCAAAGAUCGACCAUUUCCUCUCCGAGACC
This is a messenger RNA of Symbiodinium necroappetens, 150 nucleotides long. The record is from the annotation of a GenBank genome assembly. Lineage: Eukaryota; Dinophyceae; Suessiales; Symbiodiniaceae.